Thalassophryne amazonica is the source of this 1302-nucleotide messenger RNA. RefSeq names its product zona pellucida sperm-binding protein 4-like. The transcript has 8 exons. NCBI's taxonomy places the organism in Eukaryota, Metazoa, Chordata, Actinopteri, Batrachoidiformes, Batrachoididae. Gene Ontology annotation, cellular component: egg coat. Bases 73 to 1302 code for a protein of 409 amino acids. The record is from RefSeq and is a predicted model, not a curated record. Gene Ontology annotation, molecular function: structural constituent of egg coat; acrosin binding. Gene Ontology annotation, biological process: prevention of polyspermy; binding of sperm to zona pellucida.
AAGCCUGUGUCAGAAGCACAGGUGGUAUUGUUGCAGUUUUGGUCAUUGUGUCCAUCUUUGCGCUGCACCAUCAUGAGCUUUUUCAAGUACUUGUUUGGCGUUGUGAUUGUUGCUUUGUCUUCUUUGCUUACUACUCAGCGUCAGUGGUCGUCAGCUCAGCAAUACUCACUACUUCAUCAGCAGCAGCCCAAGAUCCCACCAACACCACCUCCUUCUGACAAGUGUCACCAGGUAGAAGAAGCUCAGAAGGUCGAGUGUGGGACUUCAGGAGUCACUCCUGAUCAAUGUGAAGCCUUGAGCUGCUGCUAUGAUGGACGUCGGUGCUACUAUGGGAAAGCAAUAACUGUGCAGUGCACCAAAGAUGGCCAAUUCAUCGUGGUGGUGUCUCAGGAAGCCACCCGUCCUCCUCUGGAUGUUGAUUCCAUUGGCUUGCUGGAUACCAGUGGUGCAGCCUGCCAACCUGCUGGUAUCAACUCUGGCUUUGUUAUCUUUCAGUUCCCUGUGACUGAAUGUGGUUCAACUGUAAAGGAAGAAGACUACAUUGUCUAUGAAAACUACAUAGUCUCUUCAUAUUUAGUUGGACUUGGACCCAGAGGCUCAAUCACCCGGGAUAGCACUUUUGAGUUACUAUUUCAGUGCCGGUACUCUAGCAAAGAUAUUGAGGCUCUAAUUAUCGACGUGAACACACUUCCUCCACCUCAGUCAGUGGCUGUUGAUGGACCCCUCAGAGUGGAGCUCAGACUCGCGAAGGGUGAAUGCCAUGUGAAGGGAUGUGUGGAAGAGGUGGCGGCGUACAGCUCUUUCUAUACUGACACUGACUACCCAAUCACUAAAAUGCUGAGGGAACCAGUCUAUGUCGAUGUGCGUCUCCUGGAGAGGUCCGAUCCAAACAUCGUUCUGCUUCUGGAGCAUUGUUGGGCCACUUCCAACCCUGAACCUGAGAGUCUACCACAAUGGGACCUCCUGUUUAAUGGGUGUCCAUACAAAGACAGUGACCUCUACUUAACUGAAGUCUUGCCUGUGGAUGACUCAGAAAUUCCCUACCCAUCCCACCACAAGCACUUUGUCAUGAAGAUGUUCACAUUUGUGGAUCAAGAUCUUAUUCCUCAGAGGACCAUGGUCUAUAUCCACUGCACUACUACUCUAUGCCACCAAAGCAGCAUAGACUCCUGUGAACAGACAUGCUACAGGCAACGAAGGGCAACCUCUGCAGUGAGGAAGGUCUCUUCAGGACAGAAGCUACAAGUGUCAAGUGGGAAGGUCAUCUUGACUGACCAGAGAGCUGUCCACAAGGAGAACUAA